AAAUUGAUUUCUACCUAUGUAUAUUUCAUUCAACGAUUGUGAUAAUUCGAAGAUGUGGAUAGUAUUUUUAUGCUAAACAUGGCGAUGACUGACGACUUGUCAAAAGAAUUUGACGUGAUUGUUCUCGGCACAGGUAUGCCAGAAAGUAUUGUUGCUGCUGCAUGUUCAAGGAUAGGACAGACAGUGCUUCAUCUGGACAAGAAUGAUCACUAUAGUGGGGAUUGGGCAUCUUUUAAUCUACAGGGCAUAGAAAAAUGGGCACAGCAACAUAUGGAUACAAAAGAAGCCAAAGAAAAUGAUAUUGCACGGCCAUCUUUAGAUGAGAGUAGUCUUCUAGACGAGGGGGAAACAUUGAUUGAAUUACCUCUAAACAACACAAACUUUUCUAAUACACAAGUCCAGAACUACCUUCCGGAUACAGAUGAAGAUGAUAAUGUACAAGAAAGUGAAGUUGCUGGGUCUAAACUUACUGAUGAGUCACCCAAACACUGUGAUAUAAAUGAUACAAAAAAUACUGAAAGUGGAGAUGGUACUAAUAAUAAAACAUGUGCUGAGAUAGAUAAAUGUGACACAAGAUUGAUUGAUCAACAGGAGAGUUCUGUGGAGAAACAAGCUGAUUGUGCUAUAGAUAGUGAAGUUCAGAGUAUGAAAGAGCAAGUAGAGAAUCUUCAGUUAACCGAUGAUGAAAGUAAAAGAUUAGAAAAGCUUGAAACAGAUGUACAAGAUAACUUAAGUGAAAGUAAACAAGAUAGUGGAGAAAGCAAAAAUAUGGAUUAUAAAGCAACUGAAGAAAAGCUAAAUGAAAGGCAGGAUAGUAAAUCUAAAUUGAGAUGGACAGCAAAGAGAUUGAAAGAAGAAUGGCGAAAGUUUAAUUUAGACCUGUCACCAAAGGUACUAUACUCUGUGGGAGACAUGGUUGAAUUAUUGAUAUCUUCAGAUAUUGCCAAAUAUUGUGAAUUUAAAACCAUCACUCAAGUUAUUACUUUGAUGAAUGGAAAUCUUGAGAGGGUACCAUGUUCUAGAGCAGAUGUGUUCAGCAGUAAGAAAGUGAGCAUGUUGGAAAAGAGAAUGUUGAUGAAAUUCCUUCAGUAUUGUCUACAGUAUGAGAACAAACCUGAAGAAUUAGGAGAUUUUCUAGAGAAACCAUUCUCAGAUUUUUUAUCCCACAAGAAGCUCACUCCAACUAUCAAACAUUAUAUUCAACACUCCAUUGCCAUGGCAACUGAAUCUAUGACCACAAAAGAGGGAUUAGAAAAGACAAAGAAGUUUUUACAGUCACUUGGUCGCUAUGGUAACACAGCAUUUCUAUGGUCACUGUAUGGAAGUGGGGAACUUCCACAGAGCUUCUGCAGAAUGUGUGCAGUGUUUGGUGGUGUGUAUUGCCUCAGAAUGACAGCAUCUUCCAUUGUCAUUGAUUCAGAAAAUAAGUGUUGUGGAGUGAUAACCACAGAAGGACAUAAAAUUAAAUGCAAGUGGCUCAUUAUGGAAGGUAGCUAUGCACCAGAAAAUUACUUAGAUCAGAAACAUAACAGAAGGAAGAUAUCUAGAGGAAUUAUUAUGACAGAGACUCCACUGCUGACCACAAGUCAACAAGAGCAAUUAUCACUGAUGAACCUGCCAUGUCCAGAUGAUGGUGAUAGACCAAUUACUAUACUAGAACUUCCGCCAUCUAGUUUGGCUGCUCCACCUGGUGUCUUUGUGUACCAUUUAUCAAGGAAAAGUAAAGAUGAUGUAUUACCUAAAGAUGAUCUUAAUUUUGCUAUCAAUACAUUAUUUUCACAUGAGGAAAACAAGCACGAGAACAAACCAGCUAUGAUAUGGUCACUUUACUUCACACAAACUGAUAUGUCAGAAGUUCAGGGCAGUAGCAUCAUUCCAGACAAUGUUAUCCUCAUGUCAGGGCCUGGUAUUGAAAUAGACAUUGAUACACCGGUACUUCAGGCUAGAAAGGUAUUUAAAAAGAUUUUACCUGAUGAAGAAUUUUUACCAAAAGCUCCUAAUCCUGAAGACAUUAUUUAUGUUGAUGAUUCUGAAGCACAGAUAGCAGAUGGCAACACUCUGUCAGAAUUCUCUGAGAAAGAAGAUUCAGGAAGCUCUCAGGAAAUAGACCAAUCAGAAUUGUCUAAUACAAGUGAAAGCCAAUCAAAACCUGAGGGAGUUGACCAAUCAGAAUUGUCCAAUACAGAGGAAAGUCAGUCAAAAUCUGAGGGAAUUCACCAAUUAGAAGCGUCCAAUAUAGGUAAAAGCCAAUCAAACACUGAGGGAGUUGACCAAUCAGAAAUGUCCAAAACAGAUGAAAGCCAGUCAAUAACUGGUGGAGUUGACCAAUCAGAAAUGUCCAAAACAGGUGAAAGUCAGUCAAAACCUGAGGGAGUUGACCAAUCAAUAAUGUCCAAAACAGGUGAAAGCCAGUCAAUAACUGGUGGAGUUGAGCAUACUUUAGAUCCCAAAACAGAGACUGACCAAGUAAAAGAAGAUCAUGUUCAAAGUGAAAAGAAAAAAUUGAAAAUUUGAAAAAAGAAGUUAUUUCAAUGUGAUAUCCAUUCUAAUUUUAUUAAACAGAAUUGUUUUGUUUGUGAUAUAAUGUUUAUUUUAUGUAAAUUAAAAGUUCUUUUAUUAAAUGGGGUAUGUUGGCAAGUGGACAGGCAGGCAUGAACAAUUUAAUAAACAAUUUCAUCACAUUUCUCAAGGGAUUUUGAAUAAAACUUUUCAGAAGCUUUGUCAUAAAGUGUCCUUGGGCAUGUUGUCAGUGUUUUGCGAUUUAAACAUAUUUGGUGAAAUUAUGGCCCUUUGUUUUUCAAAAUACAACACAAGUCAUCUUCUCUGCCUUUCUGUCUUUGGAUAAGGACCUCAAACACAAUAGUACACAGAACGAAUAGUUUUUUGUUUUAACCUACGCUAAGAAACUAAACAUGUAAACAAAUACAUGUAGUAAUUUUAAGAUGGGAGUUGUUGUUUAAGUUUAUUCCAAAAUAUUGAGUAAAAGUCUGCCUGAAUUUAGUAAAUUUAUAAAUAUAAAAGUAGACAGUACAUUAUUUAUAUACUUAGUAAUUACUAUGGUUGUAGAAACUGAAAGUACAAAUUGUAUACCUGUUGACAUUAAUUCAGAUUUGUUUAUAAUUACAUGUAAACAUCAGUGGGCAUUUUUUUGUUGCCUGCUACAGAGUAGCGUUCAAACAUUCAGUGAAUGAAUAUUUUUAUGAACCAUUAUUUUGUUUUUUUAUUCCUAAUGACAAUUAAAGUGCAAAGAAAAAUAUUGUAUUAGUAUAGACUAAAUCAAGGAUGAAAAAUAUACACAAAAAUUGUGAUUAAUAUAUAAACAUUUUCUGUAAAAGUUCAUUUAUUUAUUGAUUUAUUAUUUUGUUAAUUUGUGCAAUACUUCAGAAUAAAUCUGGAAUAAACAUUCAUAUAUCAAAAAAUACAAGUACA
Molecule: messenger RNA, 3429 nt
Organism: Ruditapes philippinarum (Manila clam)
Lineage: Eukaryota; Metazoa; Mollusca; Bivalvia; Venerida; Veneridae
Product: rab proteins geranylgeranyltransferase component A-like
Exons: 17
Coding region: 70-2514 (814 amino acids)
Biological process (GO): vesicle-mediated transport; protein geranylgeranylation; intracellular protein transport
Cellular component (GO): cytosol; nucleus; Rab-protein geranylgeranyltransferase complex
Molecular function (GO): GDP-dissociation inhibitor activity
Source: RefSeq, a predicted model, not a curated record